Cuscuta epithymum is the source of this 2126-nucleotide messenger RNA. NCBI's taxonomy places the organism in Eukaryota, Viridiplantae, Streptophyta, Magnoliopsida, Solanales, Convolvulaceae. The record is from the annotation of a GenBank genome assembly.
CUAGCCCCAACAUACUUUCCACACACAAAAGAGCUUUUAUCCAAAUUCACAGAUUGCCCAGAUGCGUUUUGGUAAGAAAGCAAAAAAUCAUUAAAGUUGUGUAAUGAUUUAAAGCUCCCAUUGAUAAAGACCAAUAGAUCAUCGACAUAACCCAAAUGAGACACUGGAUAUCCAUAGGUCCCCAUCCAAUAUGAAGUAAUGCUACCAUUCUGAAUAUGCCAAUUUAGUCCUCUAGAAAAGGCCUCAGCAGCCCAAAUAAAAAGAAAGGGUGAUAAGGGGUCACCCUGCUUCACCCAUCUCUUGGGUUUGAAAAAACCAAAAUGAGCCCCAUUUAUCAAUACAGAUAGAUGAGUGCCCUGUAUAUUAUUCAAGAUAAGCUGAACAAAUCUAGGAGAAAAACCAAAGCCUUUAAGAAUCUCAGUUAUAAACUGCCAGGACAGUCUAUCAAAAGCCUUUGCCAUGUCUAAUUUCAUCAUCACAUUACUACCUCUGAUCUUUUUGUCAAUUGAAUGCAUCAUUUCUUGAGAAAUAAGUAUUUGAUAAGCUAUGUCCCUAUUUUGCAUGAAGCCUACUUGCUCAAUAUAAAUAAGCCUAGGAAGUAUUUUAAUCAACCUAGCUGUCAACACCUUCGUGCAAACCUUGUUAACAAAAUUGGAUAAACAGAUGAGCCGAAAGUCACAGAAACUUUCUGGAUUAGGAACCUUAGGUAUCAGCACAAUUAAACUGCUAGCUAAGCCUUUUGGGAUAGAAAUUCCAAGAAAGUAUUGUUGUACCGCUCUAGUAACAUCAAUUCCCACAAUAUCCCAACAUUUCUUGAAGAAUUUUCCAUUAAAACCGUUAGGUCCCGGAGCUCCAUUUUGAUUUAAAUCCCACACCGCAGCUUUAACUUCAUCUUCAUCAGGCAAGCAUAAAAGCAUUUGAUUAUCUUCCUCAUGUACUAAUUGUGGAAUAUUUUGUAGGAUUUGAUCACAGUCCACCUCUGGCUCUACAACAUGGAGGUUAGAGAAGAAUCUAACAGCCUCCUCUCCAAUUUCAGACAAAGUUGUUAACUGAUUUCUUGCAGAACUUUUAAUAGUGCUUGUCUUGUAACUCUAGAAGAUGCUUCACGUUGUGCCCUUUUCUUCUCUCUUCUGGAUGUAACCUGAGUAAAGUUAUCAUCAUUAGUAGCAAUGGGGGAUUCAUUUGUUUGGGCUGAUACCAUGACAAGAGGGGUUGUAAUUUUCUGGAAUGUUCACCAUUUGACAAGUAUUCUAUAUUAGCAAUGGUAGGAUCAAAUUCAACUUGCUUCUUAAGGUGUCUGAUAUGGCAGUCAUCCUUAGGAUGAGAUUUCCCCAACUUUGCUUUUGGUCACCCCAGGAACAUUUGUUUGAAGCAGAAUAUGAAGUUGUUGCUUAUCAAGAUGAUCUUAUGGUCCUUCUGUAUCAAGAAAAAUUUCUUCACCAUCAGAUUCCUCCACUGCUCCAGGAGGUUUGGAUGUAGAAGGGAUGUCCUAUACAGUUGUGUGUAUCUUUUCUUUUCCUUUGUGCAGUACCAAUUGUUUAUUUGUGUUAAGACUUGUGUUCUUGGCAACCCAUUUGUCAUUGGACACCACCACAGUAGUAGUAGUAGUAGUAGGUUUAUAGAGUUUUUUCCCGAGGAGGGGUACUUUAUAAUCUUAUUUCCCGAAACAGGCAGGGACGGAGCUAUGUAUUCAAGCAAGGGGGCCAUGGCCCCUCCCAACUUUUGAUUUUUUACUUAUUAGCAUUAUGUAAUUUUUUUUGCCCCCCUCCCUCAAAUCUUAUAGGUAGUACUUAUUUGUUAGGACAUAGGACUAUUAUAUUAGUUCUUCUAGUAGUUAGUACGGUAUCUUGUUGUUACUUGGGCCGUAAAGCCCCACUUUAAUAUGGAAGCAAAUAAUUCAAAGCCCAAAAAUCAAGUAUAUUAAUUAAAAAAAAAUCCAUUGUGGACAAUAGAUGCAUCCACAAGACCUAUUAGAAUAGAGGUAAAGUAUUACGAGUACUUUUUUUGCCUUUUACCUAUUAUUUAAUAUUGAAAAUAGUUUCCUAAGUUUAUUACUAAUUCAUUAUUGACUAGCAAGUCUAGUAUACUUAGUUAAGUUGUUUACCUUUUUUAUUUUUAGAUAUUUG